UGACAGGGUCCCCUAAAUUGUGUCUAUGACGCCUGAUCCAUCCCGUCAAAACCAUUAAGGAGGAGACUGGGUGUGAUGAUAAUGUAUUGAUCAGAUUGUGAUGGAUGACCCCGGAGGAUAUAUAAGUGAAGCUCUGGGCCGUGCAGAGGUAUAGUCCAGAUCUGACCCUCUGAAGAUAAAGGCACCAUGAUCUCUGCAGCCCUCUUUUACCUCCUCGCUGUGAUUUGUUCUGCAAGAUGGACGCAUGCUCUGCCCCUCUACCCCGACACCAACCUGGAGCCACAGGCAGAUUUCAUUCAGAAGUUAGUGUCAGAGGUGGAGGAGGGAGCGAACACUGCUGAGGGGGAGCAGAGGGAGGUGAACAAUCUGUAUCCUCUUCUGAUGCAGCACAAUGGAGGAAGAGACUCCUGGAAUAAAGGGGCUAAAGAGUCGGCGCAGCAAGAGAAGUUUACAAAUAUGGUCGACAACCUAAAAGAAGCCGUGAUGACGCUGGCGGCGGCUGACAAGCUCCGCUCUCAGGGUUUUCUCAGAUCAGAGCAGAACUUGCCAAAAACAAACAAAAGAGCGUGUUUCUGGAAAUACUGCGUCACCAACUAGAGCUGAGCGGCCGGCCGGAUGUUUGGUGUGAUUUCAGCUCGGCGUCUCGCUGCCCAUCGUCACUCUUGACUCCCAUCGAACGGCAUAAUCAUCGUCUGAACUGAAUCAACAGAAGAUAUAUUUUUGAAGCUGUAAGAUUAUUGUUUUCUUUUGUGGCUGAAAAUAAAGUUGAAUAUCAGAAAUGCCAUCGAGGUGACCUGCUCUCAGGCGUGACGCUUGUAAAAAUGUUUAUGAUAUUCAGUGAAUGAGACCUAAAGAAGGAUUAUAGAACAGUUAUCAGCACACACAUGAACCACAUAAGACUCAAGAUUAUGACAAACUAAUUUGAUGUUUUUUUAUUAGUGUGACAGUGAGACAAUAAUCAUCUCAAAAUGUGUUUGUACAGGAUGAGAUACAGGAGUGUAAUUCCACGUAUUAUUUCAUGUUUUACAUUAGAACAAACUGUUAUUGAAGGUUUCUGUGUUUUCUGCUGCUCACACUAACACAAUCACAUUUACAUCGACGAGGGUGUUUUGAUCAUAAAAAGCAUGAAAAAAAA
This is a messenger RNA of Acanthopagrus latus (yellowfin seabream), 1135 nucleotides long. It is a transcript of the gene urp1, whose product is annotated as urotensin-related peptide 1. Gene Ontology annotation, cellular component: extracellular region. NCBI's taxonomy places the organism in Eukaryota, Metazoa, Chordata, Actinopteri, Spariformes, Sparidae. The coding region runs from base 187 to 597 and encodes 136 amino acids. The record is from RefSeq and is a predicted model, not a curated record. The transcript has 5 exons. Gene Ontology annotation, molecular function: hormone activity. Gene Ontology annotation, biological process: blood vessel diameter maintenance; regulation of blood pressure.